Messenger RNA from Knipowitschia caucasica, 390 nucleotides. NCBI's taxonomy places the organism in Eukaryota, Metazoa, Chordata, Actinopteri, Gobiiformes, Gobiidae. The record is from the annotation of a GenBank genome assembly.
AUGCUGUCUGCCAGCUCAGGUCCGGGAUUUGGAUGCACAUUUCCAGCCAACAAAAGAAGAGUCCCCAGUAACGAGAACCACCUGCUCGUCAUCGUCAUCAUCUCGGUCGGAGCCUUCACCAUCAUCGUAGUCAUCGUCGGAGCCUUCCUCUCGGUCAUCUCAGCUCACCCCAUCCACUCCCUGGACUCGCUCCAGCCUCAGCACUACCACAGCCUGGCCUCGCCCACGCGCACCUACCUGUACCACCCCCAGGCCAGUGGAGGGCGCUACCACCCCUGUGCCUCCCCCAUCGCUCACCUGUCCCGGGGCGAGUCUAUAGGUGAGGCCUUCCAUCUCACUCACUGUGGCUCCUGCUCCGCUCUGACCCGCUGUGGAGAGUGUGUGACCUGA